Molecule: messenger RNA, 705 nt
Organism: Nematolebias whitei (Rio pearlfish)
Lineage: Eukaryota; Metazoa; Chordata; Actinopteri; Cyprinodontiformes; Rivulidae
Product: intersectin-1-like
Exons: 7
Coding region: 66-689 (207 amino acids)
Biological process (GO): positive regulation of Rho protein signal transduction
Source: RefSeq, a predicted model, not a curated record
UCAAACCUCUGGGAUUUUCAGGGUCGGACAAAGUCUUCUCCUCAAAGACCCACCUGCAGUAUCGCAUGUACAAAACGCCAAUCUUCCUGAACGAGGUAUUGGUGAAGCUGCCGACAGACCCCUCAGGAGACGAACCUCUGUUCCACAUCUCCCACAUCGACCGGGUUUACACCCUCAGAGCUGAAAGCAUCAAUGAAAGGACGGCGUGGGUUCAGAAAAUCAAGGCAGCUUCAGAGCUCUUCAUUGAGACGGAGAAGAAGAAGAGGGAGAAGGCGUAUUUAGUGCGGUCUCAGAGGGCAACGGGAAUCGGCAGACUGAUGGUCAACAUUGUGGAGGGGAUCGAGCUCAAACCCUGUCGCUCCCACGGAAAAAGUAACCCAUACUGUGAAGUAAACAUGGGUUCUCAGUGCCAUAUCACUAAAACCGUACAGGACACGUUGAAUCCCAAGUGGAAUUCCAACUGUCAGUUUUUUAUUAAGGACCUCGAACAGGACGUCCUCUGUAUCACUGUGUUUGAACGAGACCAGUUCUCGCCCGACGACUUCCUUGGUAGAACUGAGAUCCGGUUGGCUGAAAUAAAAAAGGACCAGGGCUCUAAAGGACCAAUCACAAAGAGGCUGCUGCUCCACGAGGUUCCCACGGGGGAGAUUGUCGUCAGACUGGACCUCCAGCUGUUUGAGGAGCCGUGAAACAUGGAAGAGGUCA